Molecule: messenger RNA, 988 nt
Organism: Osmia bicornis bicornis
Lineage: Eukaryota; Metazoa; Arthropoda; Insecta; Hymenoptera; Megachilidae
Gene: Uch
Product: ubiquitin carboxyl-terminal hydrolase
Exons: 8
Coding region: 37-744 (235 amino acids)
Biological process (GO): ubiquitin-dependent protein catabolic process; protein deubiquitination
Cellular component (GO): cytoplasm
Molecular function (GO): cysteine-type deubiquitinase activity
Source: RefSeq, a predicted model, not a curated record
CAUAUAACAUAUUACAAAGGGUAUAUAAAAUACAUCAUGAUGUCUUGGAUACCAUUAGAAUCAAAUCCAGAUGUUAUGACAACGUUUUUACAUAAACUAGGCGUACCAAAGGAAUGGAGUAUUAUUGAUGUUUAUGGACUAGAACCUGAUUUAUUGGCACUUGUACCUAGGCCAGUUCUUGCUGUCAUUUUGCUAUAUCCUUUACGUAAAAAGACUGGCAAUGGUUUAGAAAGUGAAGAAGAUGUUAAAGAAAGUGAUACAAGUACUCCAAGCCUUAAAGAUCCAUCAGUUUAUCAUAUGAAGCAAUAUAUUCAUAAUGCUUGUGGCACAAUUGCAUUAAUUCACAGUAUUGGAAAUAAUUUAGAUCGUAUAAAUCUGCAAGAUGGUGUUUUAUACAAAUUUUUGAAUGAAUCAAAAGAUCUUUCCUUUUCGGAACGUGGAGAGCUUUUGAUGAAGUCACAAGAUAUUGGUAACACACAUGAAGAAUUGGCACAUGAAGGACAAACAGAGGUACCAAGUCAAGAAACACCAAUAUACCACCAUUUUAUAGCAUUUAUCCAAAGAAAUGGAGUUUUAUAUGAAUUAGAUGGACGUAAAUCUGGUCCUAUUGAGCAUGGUGCAACUAGUCCAGAAACACUAUUAGAAGAUGCUGCACGCGUGUGUAAAGAAUAUAUGGCUCGUGAUCCGGAAGAAGUGUGUUUUACAGUUGUUGCUCUUGUCAAUAGUGAUGCAGAAGCAUUUUGACUUAAUACCUAAAAUGUAAUGUAUACACUUUUUAAAUAAUUUAUUUUCUAUACUAUAUAUAUACAUAUACAUUUGCUCUAUUAAUUUGCAUUUAUUAACAUUUGCUUGUUACUAUAUUGUAAUAUGUGUAUUAUUCAUAAAAUAAGUACAUGCUUAUAAAUAUUUGUCCUACUAUCAACAAAUAUAAUUCUUCUUUUUUAUGUAAAUGUUUAAUAACAAAAAUAUAAAAAAUAUUCAAAUAUUA